GCAUCUAUAAGUCAUAUUAAUUAUGAUUUUUCUGUUAAUAAUUUUAAAUUUAUUUUCUUCGUCACUUUCGAGUAAUGGUUUGCCGCCUCCUUGUUCAAGCGAAAUUUACUGCUAUGGAGAACUAAUUGAUACUGUUAUGAAGAUGAGAAUCUAUCAUGAUAGCAAAACGUUUGUGGAUCUAAGACUGAAAAAUCCACCUAAUGAAACAAUUAUAGCUUUUCAUGAUUUUAUGGAAAUAUCGAAUAAUACGCCAACGAUAGAUCAAGUAAAAGUGUGGCUAGAAAACCAUUUCAAUCCUGCUGGAAGUGAAUUGACUCCAUAUAUUCCUGAAGAUUUCAACGAAAAGCCAACUUUUCUUGAAGGAAUCACAGAUAAAAAGUUUAAAAAAUUUGCUUCUGAUUUAAAUCGAAUUUGGAUCAAUCUAUGUCGCAAAAUCAUAGACGAAGUUAAGGACCAUCCAGAGUUAUCAUCGAUUAUUUAUGUGCCAGGUCGUUUUAUAAUAGCUGGAGGGCGCUUUCACGAGUUUUAUUACUGGGAUUCUUACUGGAUUAUUAGAGGACUUUUAGUGUGUGAAAUGUUUCAAACUGUUCGUAGCAUGAUUCACAAUUUUCUCACAAUCAUUGAGCAAUAUGGUUUCAUUCCAAACGGUGGCAGAAUUUAUUAUCUUGCCAGAUCCCAACCUCCAUUGCUAUCAGGAAUGAUGAAAUCUUAUAUCGAUCGUACUCAUGAUUACGAGUUUGCAAUUAGUUCUGUUGAUUUGUUAGAAAAAGAGUUCAAUUAUUUCAUAACAAAGAAAACUGUAAUUGUUAAGGGACAUCGAUUAGCUCGUUAUAUUGAUGAAUCAUCAGGUCCACGACCAGAAUCCUAUAGGGAAGACUCAUCAAUAGGAAAUGAAUUCGAUACGGAUGAAGAACGAGAAAAUUUCUAUUCAGAAAUAAAAGCGGCAGGAGAAUCCGGUAUGGAUUUUUCAUCUAGAUGGUUCAUUAAUAAAAAUGGGGAAAACAUUGGAACUCUAAAGGAUUUAAAAACUCGCCAUAUUAUUCCUGUUGAACUAAAUGCUAUCCUGUAUUGGAAUGCAAGAAUUAUAUCAGAAAUUUUCGGAUAUGCGAAAAACACAGUCAAACAAAAGGAAUAUGAAAUGAAAGCAAAUGAAAUAUUAAAAGCUGUCAAUGAAGUAUUAUGGAAUGAAGAACUAGGAAUUUGGACGGAUUAUGAUUUAAUCAAUAACAAGUCUCGACCGUAUUUCAGUCCAACAAAUUUUGCACCAUUAUGGACAAAAUGUUUUGACGCCACAAAAAGCCUUGUUAUUGCUGAUAAAAUUGUAGCAUACAUAAAAAAUUUACGGCUUGAUGAUUAUCCAGGGGGAACACCUAACUCUUUAUAUUCUACUGGCGAACAAUGGGACUGGCCAAAUUCAUGGGCCCCAAUGCAACACAUGAUAAUAUUAGGGCUUGACAAUUUAGAGGAUUCACGAACAUCAUCUUUAGCAAUAACAUGGGCUGAAAGAUGGAUUCAAUCAAAUUUCAUUGCUUUUGAGAAAACUGGGAAUAUGUAUGAAAAAUACAUUGCAACAGAACUAGGAGGUUUUGGAGGAGGCGGAGAGUAUGAAGUACAAACAGGUUUUGGAUGGUCCAAUGGUGUAAUUUUGGAUUUACUUGACAAAUAUGGACAAAAUGUGAAAUCUCCAGGAUCUUAUGCUUCACAAAUUCUAAUCGACAUCAAACUUUAUUUUGUUAUAUUAGUAAUUAAGCAGAUUGUUUAAAUAAAUUGUAUUAGUUCGGAUAGCUUUGAAGGAAAACUAAGAUAUUCAUUAAUGUAAGAGCUGCUGUGGUAAAAAUUGUAAUUAAAUUAAACUAUUAAAAAA
Molecule: messenger RNA, 1864 nt
Organism: Chironomus riparius
Lineage: Eukaryota; Metazoa; Arthropoda; Insecta; Diptera; Chironomidae
Source: the annotation of a GenBank genome assembly